Anoplopoma fimbria (sablefish) is the source of this 1999-nucleotide messenger RNA. RefSeq names its product follistatin a (gene fsta). The record is from RefSeq and is a predicted model, not a curated record. NCBI's taxonomy places the organism in Eukaryota, Metazoa, Chordata, Actinopteri, Perciformes, Anoplopomatidae. Gene Ontology annotation, biological process: cell differentiation; negative regulation of activin receptor signaling pathway; regulation of BMP signaling pathway. The transcript is spliced from 6 exons. Gene Ontology annotation, molecular function: activin binding; protein binding. Bases 1 to 1047 code for a protein of 348 amino acids.
AUGUUCAGGAUGCUGAAACACCACCUUCACCCGGGCUUUUUUCUCUUGUUCAUAUGGCUUUGUCACCUCAUGGAACAUCAAAAAGUUCAAGCUGGGAACUGCUGGCUGCAGCAGGGGAAGAACGGGAGGUGCCAGGUGCUCUACAUGCCCGGGAUGAGCAGGGAGGAGUGCUGCCGGAGCGGAAGACUGGGGACGUCCUGGACCGAAGAGGACGUCCCCAACAGCACGCUCUUUAGGUGGAUGAUCUUCAAUGGCGGAGCUCCCAAUUGCAUACCUUGCAAAGAAACCUGUGAUAAUGUUGACUGCGGGCCCGGGAAGAGGUGCAAGAUGAACAGAAGGAGCAAGCCGCGCUGCGUGUGCGCACCGGACUGCUCCAACAUCACCUGGAAAGGACCGGUCUGCGGCUCCGACGGGAAGACCUACAAAGACGAAUGCGCACUGCUCAAGGCGAAAUGCAAAGGCCACCCCGACCUGGACGUGCAGUACCAGGGGAAGUGCAAGAAAACGUGCCGCGACGUCUUGUGCCCCGGCAGCUCCACGUGCGUCGUCGACCAGACGAACAACGCGUACUGUGUGACGUGUAAUCGGAUUUGCCCCGAGGUGACGUCGCCUGAGCAGUACCUGUGCGGGAACGACGGGAUCGUCUACGCCAGCGCGUGUCACCUGAGACGAGCGACCUGUCUCCUGGGCAGAUCCAUCGGAGUGGCGUACGAGGGGAAAUGCAUCAAGGCCAAGUCGUGUGAGGACAUCCAGUGCAGCGCGGGGAAGACGUGUCUGUGGGACGCUCGGAUGAGCCGGGGACGCUGCUCGCUGUGCGACGAGACCUGUCCGGAGAGCAGGACGGACGAGGCGGUGUGCGCCAGCGACAACACCACCUAUCCCAGUGAGUGUGCCAUGAAGCAGGCCGCCUGCUCUUUGGGGGUGCUGCUGGAGGUCAAGCACUCGGGAUCUUGCAACUCCAUUACAGAAGACCAGGAGGAGGAUGAGGAAGAUGAGGACUCAGACUACAUGGCCUAUGUCCAUAUAUCUUCCAUACUGGAUGGAUAGGCCCCCGUCACUAGGGGAACAGUCCUAGGGCAAGGAAUCAUGUCCAUACUGUACAUUAUGUGUAUGCUUAUUUAUUUUUUAAAGAAAAAGGAAGUAUACAUAUAGUUCAGUCUGCUAGAUGUUUAUUUAUACUUUUUUUGUGUGUGUUUUAUAAUUUAUACAUUUACAAUGUCAGGCUUACUAUCUACCAUGAUAUAUUGUGUUACCACUCAUUUCCCUCUUAUUUGUUGUUGUCCCAUUUUACUUUCUUUUCUCUUUUUUUUAUCAUGAAGAAAUAUAUUUGUCCAAAGAGAAGCAGUGUUAUUUAUUUUUCAUGUUACCGUGUAAGUAUGAGUCCUCUACAAGCUGUAAAUUGCAUUCCCUGAAGCUGUAAAAAUUCUGCUUGUUCCUGUCAAAUCUCUAUCACAGAUGUUUAUGUCACACAUACGUAAAUGCAUGUUUAGGCUGUGUGUUUAUUUAUUGGGAAUAUAUCAAUCAUUUUAUGUAUAGAAGUGUUUCUGGUUUGUUUACAACUCAUAAGAACCGACCAAAGGGAUUAUCUCUAUGGUUUUGCAAAAAGAGCAUUGUAAGGGUUGCAACACAGCAAUGAUGAAAUGGAAGAGAAAAAAAACCGAGCCAUUUGUAUUUCUUUUCUUAUUUCUUUGGUUACUUCUCAGUUUUAGCCCUUUGGAUUUGUUUCCACACGGAGACGACAACUAAAGACAUUAUUCAAUAGCAUUUAUUUUGUCUGACCACAUUAUAGCAGAGGUAAGUUUUGGACAAUACUUGAUUAUGUUGGAAACAAUGUGCCAUUAACAUUUGUGUGCUGUCUUCUUGCCAAUGUGCUCCAUAUUGCUCUCGCAGAGCUAAAAUAGGACUAACGUACUGCAGUACUCUUUCGCUAUAUCAGACGUCAUCACUUUGUUUCUUUUUGUUUUUGUUCUUUUAUUUCCAGAAUGCAUUUUUAUUUUCA